CCGGGCAGUGUGUAUGGGGGAAGAAACGCGUUUUGAAUUGAAUAAUCGCCUUUUUCUGUAGUAUUUAUUAUCAAUGAAAGAAAAAAGGAUUUAGAGAGAGAGAAUGGAGAAAAAGGAGGAAAAGGUGGUGGUGGGCGUGCCAGUGCCAGUGUAUUACGGUGGAGAAAAUGAAUACCAAAGGGGAAUCAUCCCUCCUAACGCCGUGUUUGGAGAUCCAAAGGGCAUCCCCAUCCAGCAAACCAUUUACAGGGACACUCCUGCUCCUUUCAACUGCCCUUACUGCGCUCAUACCGCUCUCACUACCGUCAGAUCAAAGCCCAGUCUGGCAGCAUUUGUUGGAUGCUUGAUGCCAAUGAUGCUUGGAGUUUGCUUUCUUUGCCCUUCAAUGGAUUGCCUUUGGCAUAAAUAUCACUACUGUCCUAAAUGUCAAGAAAAGGUUGCUGAUUUUGAGAAAUCAGAUCCCUGUGUUGUGAUGGAUCCACCACACUGGACUCAGGAGAGCUUUGCAUUGUCUGGAUAGGAUGAUAAUUCUGUUACUGCCAUUUGGUUUUGCAUUUUCUAUAUUGUUUAAGAAUUAGCUGUGACAUGUGCAUGGGACAAACUUACUGCUCUUGAAUUUGAUGUAUAAGAAUUAUCUACUUAUACAUGUUUUGUUGCAUAACUAUAAUAAACUCUUGUUUUGUUAAUAGAUAUUGUACUUUAAGGAGAAUUGCAUACAUCCACAAUCUGCUAGCUUUAUUUUGGCCUUGAUAAUUGGAUUGAGUUGUCUGAUGAUGAGGAGAUAUUCUUCCUCUCAUAUUUCUAAUAAAGCAGUGGCUUUUUU
Molecule: messenger RNA, 823 nt
Organism: Glycine soja
Lineage: Eukaryota; Viridiplantae; Streptophyta; Magnoliopsida; Fabales; Fabaceae
Product: GSH-induced LITAF domain protein
Exons: 3
Coding region: 104-520 (138 amino acids)
Molecular function (GO): zinc ion binding
Source: RefSeq, a predicted model, not a curated record